This is a messenger RNA of Drosophila rhopaloa, 8742 nucleotides long. RefSeq names its product potassium voltage-gated channel protein Shab (gene Shab). Gene Ontology annotation, biological process: potassium ion transmembrane transport; protein homooligomerization. The record is from RefSeq and is a predicted model, not a curated record. NCBI's taxonomy places the organism in Eukaryota, Metazoa, Arthropoda, Insecta, Diptera, Drosophilidae. Gene Ontology annotation, molecular function: protein binding; delayed rectifier potassium channel activity. Gene Ontology annotation, cellular component: membrane; voltage-gated potassium channel complex.
AUUGACAAUGGUUAAAUGGGGGUUGCUAGUUGGCGUCAGGCGGGAAAAGUCGGAAAAGCCAGACAACAGACGCGGCGUCGCAAUAAUCAUAAAGGCAAUAACAAAACACGGCCAAAGGAAUCAUAAAUUCAUGUGUCAGCGAUUCGGGCUUCCUAGGGGCUUCGGUUUUCUUGGGGGUUAAAUGUCUCCCCUUGGUUAUUCAUUCAUGGGUCGUAAUUAGCCGAGUAGUUGCAGUUGCCUGAAUAAUUUGGCAGCCACAACGCAACUUGGCCAAUUAGCCGCUUAAAAGAUGUAUACACAAACAAAGACAGGUGGGCCGCACUUUUCGCUUGACUAAGGUCAAAAGUUGUCUCUCUCUCCAUAAAGAUGGUCCCCCAAAAACAAGAAAAAUAGAACCCAUCUGAACUUGAUGCUGUCGCUGAGGCUGCCGACGCAUCGCGAGGCUAUGGCGGCUAUUUUUAACGGAAAAGCACGCCCGCACGGCCAAUAAAUUUUACCCAGAAAAUGAAAAGCCAAAGAAAAAAAGGAGAAAAAGAAAACAGAAAACAGAGAGAUCGGAAAGCAUAUAUGUAGGCAUUCGAGACAUUCAUAUUAAUUAAACUUUGCAAGUGGAAAUCUACUUUGAAAACUUUAAAACUCAUUUCUUUUCGUGGCGGAAUGUAGUUGUCAAAUCGCACGCACAACAGGGAAAACAAACCAGCGGGAGAGAGGAAAAUCCGAGAAGAGAGAGAGCGACUUUUCCUAGCCAAAGAGAGAGAGCGCGAGAGAGUGGCUUUUCCAGGAGGUUUGGGCCUUCCAAAAUAACACAUUCCUCGUACAAAGGAUUGGCUUCGCAUUGACAUUGGAAGCUUCUCGGUUUUCCGCUUUUCCUGCUGCUCGAGUUUGGAGUUUCCCCGACGCUUUCAGUUCGUGGCUAGACUUUGGAGCGUGCUGUGCUUGGGAAAAACUGUGUGCGUGAGCAGCGGAAAAUCGAAAAAGGCCCCCGCCAACCCCCUCCACUCCCCGUACGCACACUUUUACACCGCAUUUUCCACAGGCCAAAUGUGUAAUAAAAUCGAAACAAUGGAACAGCAAACAAAACAACAGAAAAUAUAAUACCGAAUUGAAGUUCAUUUGAAUUGUGAGUGCAGAGGGCCGCAAGAAAAGGUGUUUUCCCUCGGUGAACGAGUGUGUCUGUGACAAAUAUUUUCCUAAAGCCAGAUAAAUGAAAAUUCCUUAAAUUACAAUCGGAAAUGUAAAAUAAUUAUAUUCCUAUGCUAUAACAAAUAAACACAAAAUCAAAAACUUAACCAACGCUUAAACAAACCCUUAAACUAAACCUAAACAAUACGCCAGUGAAUUUAAUACUCUUUAGUUGCUAUUGCCCCCACAAAAUGCUGCCAAACCACGCCUGAGCCUCAAUCUCAAUCUCAACCCCAAUCUCAACCUGAACCUGAGCCCGGAACCACGACCCAGGGGCCAGGACCAGAACACAACUGUGAUCAUAGACAUAACAACGAGAGUGGCGCAGGAAGGGAGCCAGGAGGGAACCGCAGCCACAGCCACAGCCAAAGAUGAGGGAAUCGGGGGACACAGCCAGCAGCCUGCCAGACCGCAACUGAGCGAUUUAUAGAUCCGCAGAUAAUACCGGGCCCGGAAAUCGGAAUCAAUUGCCCCGGCGAUAGCAAUCGGCAAUCAGCAAGAGGAAAGGACACCAGAGCAGCAAACUCGCCAAAGGAGGCUGUAAUGACGACAAUUGACGCGAUGUAGCGCAGACUUAUGGUCGGCGAACGCGACAGGGACCGUGAGGCGGUACGCUGGGCAACGGGUGAAUCAACACCGCUUCAAACCAAUAAUGGAGUAUUACAAAUGGUCGGGCAAUUGCAAGGUGGACAGGCUGCUGGCCAGCAACAGCAACAGCAACAAGCGACUCAGCAACAGCAACAGCAACUCUCAAGGCAGCAGCAACAGCAACAGCAGCAGCAGCAGCAGCAACUGCAACACAAGCAGCAACAGGACAUCCUGUAUCAGCAACAUAACGAGGCAAUUGCAAUUGCACGCGGACUGCAGGCUGCAACACCUGCCGACAUCGGCGAUAAUCAGCCGUACUACGAUACAAGCGGUAAUGUCGAUUGGGAGCGGGCGAUGGGAACCGGUGGAGCUGGUGCAUAUGGUGGCAUCGGCAUCGGAUCUCUACCAGCAGCUGGCGGUGCUGCUUAUCACCUUGGGCCAGCUAAUCCCGCAGGCCUCGUUCCUCGUCACAUGGAUUACGCUGAUGGCGGCCACCUUGCUGGCCCAUCCGCCGGUCUUCCUGCUGGAGGUGUGGGCGGACCGGCAGUCACGGGAUCAGGAUCCACAGGAGCGGGAGCAGGAGCAGGAACAGGACCAGGAGCAGGAGCAGCAGGCAAGGAAGUUCGCUACGCCCCAUUCCCAGUCGCAUCACCAACGCACUCGAUUCCCACAACCUCCCAGCAGAUCGUUGGCAGCGUCGGUGGCGGGGGCGUCGGUGGUGCCACCAGCAGCCAGUCGAUCUCUGGCGGUGGCGGUGGUGGUGUGCCCACCAAUCACAGCCAGAGCAACACCACCGGCGCCCUGCAGCGGACACAUUCCAGAUCCAUGUCCUCCAUACCGCCGCCCGAGCCGUUCAUGAUAGCCCAGUCGAAGGCGGUCAAUAGCCGCGUGUCCAUCAACGUGGGCGGGGUGAGGCACGAGGUCCUUUGGCGGACCCUGGAGCGACUCCCACACACGCGGCUCGGGCGGCUGAGGGAGUGCACCACCCACGAGGCCAUCGUGGAGCUGUGCGACGACUACUCGCUGGCGGACAACGAGUACUUCUUCGACCGACAUCCGAAGAGCUUCAGCUCCAUCCUGAACUUCUAUCGCACCGGCAAGCUGCACAUCGUCGACGAGAUGUGCGUGCUGGCGUUUAGUGAUGACCUGGAGUACUGGGGCGUCGACGAACUGUACCUGGAGUCCUGCUGCCAGCACAAGUACCACCAGCGCAAGGAGAACGUCCACGAGGAGAUGCGCAAGGAGGCAGAGUCCCUGCGGCAGCGCGACGAGGAGGAGUUCGGCGAAGGUAAAUGCGCCGAGUACCAGAAGUAUCUGUGGGAGCUGCUCGAGAAGCCCAACACCAGCUUCGCCGCCCGGGUUAUCGCAGUGAUAUCCAUACUAUUCAUAGUCCUGUCUACCAUAGCCCUGACGUUGAACACCCUACCACAACUACAACACAUUGACAACGGUACACCACAGGAUAAUCCGCAAUUGGCAAUGGUUGAGGCCGUGUGUAUCACGUGGUUCACUCUAGAGUACAUACUUAGGUUUAGCGCCUCGCCGGACAAGUGGAAGUUCUUUAAGGGCGGCCUUAACAUAAUCGAUCUAUUGGCAAUACUCCCAUACUUUGUUUCGUUAUUUCUAUUGGAAACGAAUAAGAAUGCAACGGACCAGUUCCAGGAUGUGCGUCGGGUGGUGCAGGUCUUUCGCAUCAUGCGCAUCCUGCGAAUCCUUAAGCUGGCCCGUCACUCAACGGGCCUGCAGUCGUUAGGCUUUACGCUGCGUAACUCGUAUAAGGAACUCGGUCUACUAAUGCUGUUCCUGGCCAUGGGCGUUCUCAUAUUUUCUUCGCUGGCAUAUUUUGCCGAAAAGGAUGAAAAGGAUACAAAAUUCGUUUCAAUACCGGAAACAUUUUGGUGGGCGGGUAUUACAAUGACAACUGUUGGCUACGGGGACAUCUAUCCCACAACUGCACUGGGAAAGGUUAUUGGUACUGUGUGUUGCAUAUGCGGUGUUCUGGUAAUCGCUUUGCCUAUUCCCAUCAUCGUUAACAAUUUUGCUGAAUUUUAUAAGAAUCAGAUGCGCCGCGAAAAGGCCCUCAAGCGUCGCGAGGCACUCGAUCGUGCCAAGCGCGAGGGCAGCAUUGUCUCCUUCCAUCAUAUCAAUCUGAAAGAUGCCUUCGCCAAGUCCAUGGAUCUCAUCGAUGUGAUUGUCGACACAGGCCACAAUCUCUCGCAAACGGACGGGAACAGCACCGAGGGCGAGUCCACCAGCGGACGCAAUCCGGCCACCACCGGAACCGGCUGCUACAAGAACUACGACCACGUAGCCAACCUGCGCAACUCCAACCUGCACAACCGCCGCGGCUCCAGUUCUGAGCAGGAUGCAGUGCCGCCGUACAGCUUCGACAAUCCCAAUGCCCGCCAGACCUCGAUGAUGGCCAUGGAGAGCUAUCGCCGCGAGCAGCAGGCAUUGCUGCUGCAGCAGCAACAGCAACAGCAACAGCAGCAGCAGCAACAGAUGUUGCAGAUGCAACAGAUGCAGCAGAAGGCCCCCAACGGAGGUGGAACCGGAUCGGGAGUGGCCAACAACCUGGCCAUGGUGGCCGCCUCCAGUGCGGCGACUGCCGUGGCCACCGCCAGCUCCAGCAAUACCGCCCAGGGGUCAGAGGGCGGCGCCGAGGGAGGCGGUGGCGAGGGGGGCGGGGCCGAUGAGGACAACCUGUCCCAGGCGAAGGGACUGCCCAUCCAGAUGAUGAUCACGCCCGGGGAAGUGGCCGAGCUGCGCCGCCAGGUGGCGCUGGAGAACCUGCAGAACCAGCGGAUGGACAACCUGGAGCAGGACGUGCCCGUGGAAUUCGAGUGCUGUUUCUGCACAACCAAGGACUUCAAGGAGUUCACGGAUGCGGAGGGCGUGAUCUCGCUGCCCACCUCCGAUUUCCACAAGCCGAUCUGUCUGGAGAUGCGACUGGCGGCGGCGAGUCGUCAGGCGGGAGCCUUUGGUCUGCUGUCGCCGCUGCCGUGCCCCCCGCCCCCGCUGCCCCACCAUGGUCCGCUCCUGGCCCUGCCCCCGCCACCCCCACUGCCCCCCUCGUCCUGCGCCGCCGUCCUCUUGCCCGCCAUCUCGCAAUCUUCGUCCACAUCCUCCUCGUACGGCACCACCACCUCCACCACCAUCGCCCUGCCCCUGGAUGUGUCCCUGCGGUAUGGGGCAACCAUCUGCAGUUCGUCCAACUUCAACCACAACUACAACAACAACUUCAACACCACCACUGUGGGUGGGGCAAAUGGAUCGCUGCUGUUUGGGGGUAACUACAAUGGGAGCAACAACAACAAUGCGGAUCUGGCCAGUGUGGAUAGUUCGGACACCUAUGCCAGCUGUCAGACGCAUCCGUUCCUCUCCCAAGGAGACCUCACGGCGGACUUCAAUGACGAGGCCUGUGCUUUGGACAUCGACAUGGAUAACCUGUACAUAAAUCCCCUGGAAAGGGAGCAGCAUCAGGGGAUCAGCAGCUCCACGGGCUUCAUUGUGGGCCUGCCAAGUACCCAGUCGUCGGGCGGUGGACUACGUGCCCAGGUGAAGAAGAGCGCCUCGGGCGACACGGCCCUGAGGAACUUGGCCUCCGGCGGCGGAGCAUCCGGCGGCCUGAGUCCCCUGGACGAUGUCUACCAGAGCUUCGAUGUCCAGGAGCUGGGCAGCAGGGUCAGCUUGAACGAGAACUCAGUGCCAAAGCAUCGGAAGACGCGGUUCCAGCAGAGCUUCACCGCCAUUCGACCAAGUGGAGGUGGUGUCACCGGAGGCGGAGUCCUCGCGGGCAUCCGGCCACGCGCCCGAUUUGAGGACACCAAGCUGGACGACGAGACGGGGGCGCGGGCACCGGACGGAUCCGGCAGCCCGGCGGCCAGCGGAUUCGGCGGCCAGGGACCCAAGAAGAAGCGCUCGGUCUUCAUGCCGGGCAAGAGCCUAGCCACUGCCACCAAACUGAUCAACCAGCAUUUGUUUGGCAUACAGAAUGUGGGCGCCAAAGCCAAGUUCGAGAGCAAGCAUUCCUCUUCGAUAGACUCGAUUGACGCCUCGCCCAACCUGGAGCAUCACCGGCGCUCCAAGUCGAUCCUGAAAAACAAGUCUGAUAUCUCGCGCGUCCUGUCCGAUCCGGAGAGCGAGCGACUCCUGGCGGACAACAUGUCCGGCUCCGGUGUCUCCGACAACGGCACCGUAAUGGGCGAAUCCGGCAGCGAUUACUCACCGAAUAAAUUACCUCAUUCAGUUUUAGCUAAGUCUAUAUCCCCACCACCCCUCAGGCACCGCACCCUAAUGCACCAGCGCUCAGGACCAGCGACCUUGCAAUCGAAGCCCACGAAGUUCCAGACGCCCCGUUAUCCCGAGGAGCAGGCGUUGCGCCAGGUGAAGCCGCUCCUCUCGCGCGCUCCCCCUUCCACAUCCGCAUCCGCAUCGGCGGCAUCCGCGGAUGGUCAGCAAACCAGGGACAGCAGUCUGGACUCGGAGACGACCUUCACAUCGCCCGUGAGCAGUCGAGCUGGAGAGGAUCAACCCACUGCCGGACAAGUCCCCAGCCAAGUGCCAGUGGCUCCUGGCCAGGAGGAUCGCGACGAGGAGGGGGAGGCGGAGGCCAACGACGAGCAGAGGGCCCUGCUCCAAGGAGCCGACGCCGAGGAGGCGAAGAGGGCGGGGAACGAGGGCACGUAGCAAUUAGGGACCCACACACAAACCAACACCCCCAGAAAAAUGUAAAAAACAAAACUUAUUCCAAGGGAAACCCACACAUACACAACACACCCACACACACAACACACCCACACACACAACAUACAAAAGGGAAAACUCAAAGUGAUAGCAAAGUUAGCAAACAUGGAAUGUGAAUUAUACAAAAGCAAUGAACAGUAUCCUAGUCUAGAGAUGGUGAAUGGAGAUGGUCCCUGGCAGAUCCCCGGAAUUCGAUCUGCGUAUUUUUACAAAACGAAAAAAAAGGAAGUGCAACCCGAACGGAGCCGCGCAAGUCGUACAAACAGCAAACAGCUACAGCUACAUAAGAAAUUAUAAUCUUAUAAUACUAAACGAAAUGCUACAGUGUAAAUAGCAGAGCCCAAUCCACUCGUGUACAGAGCAAUACCUUAUUUACCGCCUUCAGGACACAGCUAAACAGAAAAAGUAUAUAGACGAAAUCACCAGAAAAGCCUAAAUAGCAACAAAUGAAACGGAAAUAUUCAUAUUUUGAAUGCAACUUAUAAGUAUAUACAAUAUUAUAGAGUAUACACGCAUCGCAAUUGCAACUCGCAUAUUUACACACUAUAUAUAUAUACAAACUAAACGAUAUAUAGCUCGAACUAUUUUUCAAAAACCACGCGCUAAACCCCGCAGAUCGGAGGCUUGAGGAAGUUAUAGGCGAGGAGGGGACAUACAUAUGUACGACAGCCCCAGUAAAUUAGAUCCGCAUUGCAUAUAUCUGUAUGUAAAUCGUUCGUUCGCGUAUCGUUCAAAUUCAUAAUGUCAAAAAAACGUAGUUGAAAAUCGUUGGGCAACCAGUUCGUUUCUAUAUCUAUAAGUAUAUGUGCGUGUGUGUAGGGCUUAGGGCUUAUCGAUAGAGCUUGGCUUGGCUUCAAAUCCCCCGAUAUAAUCUGAUUUGCCACAGGAGAUUGGGUAAAUGCAAUAUUGCUUGGAUGUAGAUGUUGUUAUUUAUUAUGGGGUAUGGGAAAAUGCCAUUCGAGAGUGUCUUGUGAGAGGGGCUAAUCAAAUCUCUGGAGAUUUCAAAUAUUUCCUUAGAUUUCUGUGGCACAUCUACUGAAGUUCUCGCGAUGGUAUUGAUCCCACCCAUAUACAUUGUUAGUUAGUUAUGGAGCGUGUAUGUGUUACGUAUGUUAGUUAGUUGAGUUAGUUAGUUCUACCCUAGGCAAUCGAUGUUUAGUUCCCUAGUCCUCCGUUCUCCGAAUACGUAAGCAAUAAAAUUGAAUAUCUUCGAGAAUGAAGAGCGUGUUUAGUCAAUUAUUGCAACCCGAGUUGUUAGUCCCCACAUUCCAUUCUGUGUAUGCGUGCGAGAGUGUUUUGGUUUUGGUGUAUUAGUAUACCAACUUGGCAGGUUUCCAUAUCCUCCAUGGGUUAUCCCGAUCGAUCUGUCCAACAACUGGCUUGGGUUUGUCCUGUUUAGUUGCCUCUGCGAUGAGCCAGGAUGCGAGUUAGCCUCUUAGAAACAUAUCAGUAAAGGGAAUACGAACUCACUCACUCACACACACACCCAACACCUCUCACAGAUACACACAUCCACACACACACCCACACACACUGUAAAGAAAGAUACACAAAUUUUAUUACGAGACGAUAAUAAAAUGUCUCAUCGUCCGCUUUUCGAAUUGAUAAGAACACAAGCAUUAACACAAAAACAGAACUAAACCAAUCAAAAAACGACAGCAAAAAACACUAUUCGAUAACUAAUGUUAAAGCCAAGAACUCGAAGUAAUAUAGUUAAACAUUUUUAGAAUAUGUGUACGUAUUAACAAAUGCUUGAGGCAUCCAAAAAUUUUGUAAGCAAUUCAUUUAGGAUUAUCUACACGGUUUUUUGGUGAGCACCGGCCACAUUCCGCCACUCCAUAUUCUUAAUUGUAACUUUUGUAAAUACUUAUUUCAUAUACAAGCCCCUUGAAAAGCAGUUUCAGUUCUAUUAUUUUUCGAAACUCAUUUAUGCCAGCAGCAAACGAAUUGAACUUGAAAUAAAACUAACGAGAUAUAUUAAGUAAAUGACGAGCAGAGCAAAUACACGACUUAAGUGCAACACGUGCAAACGCAAGAUGUUAUUAAUAUUUAAAUUAUUUACCUAACGAUACAUACAUUUUAAUGUAGUCUGACGACGACGACGAUUGUAAAUCAGCUAAAUUGAAUACCGGAAAUCGUUGGCAAGCAUACAAAUUUAUUAAAGCGUAUUUAAAUCUAUAUGAGCGAAAAGUCAUGAAAAUAUAUAAAUCAUUGAGUAACAUUUAA